This is a messenger RNA of Sphaerulina musiva SO2202, 1969 nucleotides long. RefSeq lists its product as uncharacterized. Gene Ontology annotation, molecular function: protein binding. The record is from RefSeq and is a predicted model, not a curated record. NCBI's taxonomy places the organism in Eukaryota, Fungi, Ascomycota, Dothideomycetes, Mycosphaerellales, Mycosphaerellaceae. Bases 67 to 1647 code for a protein of 526 amino acids. The transcript has 3 exons.
GCCAUCACAACAUCCCUCCCAGACUUGCGUAGACAUCCACCGCACCGCUCCGAUCCGGCUGACGCCAUGACGAGCAUGUCGUCCUUCCUCGAGCUCUCCCACGAGCUCCUCCACUGCAUCUUCACCGAGAUCGAGCCCGGCGACCUGUCGUCGCUUUCUCAGACUUGCCGAGCACUGCAUAGGUACAUCAGCGGCAACCGGCUGCUCCACAAGGACCUCUAUGUGCGACGAUACGAUGAGCCCAUCGACCACCCUGCAGAGCCCGAUUAUGAAGAGUGGAUGCACCGCCGCGUCAAGCUCGAGAAGCUCUUGGGCACCGACAACAGAGAUGCCAAACGGCAGAACCUCGAGUUCGUAGCUGGCGAGAUUGUCAGCCUCGUGGCAACAGCCGAUAAGGAUCAGGAAGCAAGCAAGAAUAUACAUCUCCUCGGCGAGAGCUUCAAAAGUGCAGACAACAUUGAUACGCUGCUGUGUUCCUCGGCACUUUUUGCGCCAGGCCGAGCGGGCGACAACGAUCAGACGCAAGCUGACACUCCAGAGCUCCGUCAAGCAAGUGCAAAGUUGCACUGUCUCUAUGGCGUCCCCGUCGAACCCUCUGUGUCUCGAAUUCCUUUUCACUCUUUCCUUCGACAUCCCCGAGCAGGACUCGCCUUAUCGCCUUCGUUAUGUACGCGUUCUCACACUCAUGGUCGGAAUACGCACCAAUACGCUCGAAGCAAAGUCUACGACCUGCGAGAGUAUUCAGAUGCCACUCUCUGGGGACCCUUUAUGAAAGAUGGCUCCCACAGAGUCGACUGGGAGAAAGUCGAGGCGAUCAUGAUCGUGCUUGGAUUCAAUUUGAGGCGCUUCACAGACCGCAGCGAUGGCAGGUUCCCACUUGUUUGGAAGCACCCAUUUGUAGGAGCAACUCCAGGCUCAUACAGGACUCCUCCACGUAUCGCACCCUCAGAGAAGAAAGAGUUCGAUGAAGAUGCUGGUGUCAUUCGUGAACUUGCGCUCAAUCUCGAUGCACUAGAUCCAUACGGUGUGACGGGCUCCUGGAUGCGUGUGGUUUGCUUCCUCGACUACAACGACCUCUAUGCGUUCAACUUCAGCGACCGCAUACCAGAAGAUCAACUGCGAGAGCCAAUUGAUACUGAAGAAGCUAUAAGACUGAUACGCAUCAAGCUGCAAGUCACACGAAUCGAUGCGCCAAACGAAAGUGGCAGAAGAAGCUCUGGAAGCACGGCGGCGUUCGACGAAGAUGACUACGAUGAUGACAAUUACGAAACCGAGGAUGAAGAAGAAGCCGAAGAGGACUGGAGUCGUUUUCAAGGCGAGAGACUUCCUGUCGUGCACUUUCGUGGUACGAGUCGCUCGUUGCAUGCCAGCUGGGAUCCCAACGCAAACAGCAGAAUCCGAGGCACAGUCCGACAAACCCCAGAGGGCGAAAUCCGAUGGACCACAUUCUCUAUUUUCCAUGGUGAAGAACGCUGGAGAAGUGAAGGCAUCCAGGUUGGAGGGCUGAAAUCUGGAAGAGGCGUACUAGGUAACUGGUUCGAUAAGGACUACGAUAUGCAUGGCCCAGCAGGUCCCACAGCGUUUUGGAAAGAGAGCGAUGAGCUGGAUGACGAGAAGUCGGAGGGUACGCCGGUCGCUUAUUUCUGACUAUCUACGAUCAUAUCCUGAUGAGCGUUAUAGAAUCAGACUCCGAGACGUAUCUUCCGUGGGUUCAAAGACUUUUGGAUGACAUAGUCUUGGAUAUGGAUGACUGAUUACGAGGCACAGACUUUUCGAUUGAGAACGGAUGUUCAUCAUAGUAGAUGGCAUUGACAGGCAAUAUGAUUUGACAGAGGAUUCGGCCGAAGAAUAUGAUGGCGCACACAUUACAGUAAUGACAUAUCUAGAAUUGAAUGAUUUGCAUACGGCUUGCUUGUUGACAUUCAUUCCCACCGAAGUCGACAUGGGCCACUAAUUGAUUGCUUUACUA